This is a messenger RNA of Lycium barbarum (goji berry), 2097 nucleotides long. RefSeq lists its product as uncharacterized. NCBI's taxonomy places the organism in Eukaryota, Viridiplantae, Streptophyta, Magnoliopsida, Solanales, Solanaceae. The coding region runs from base 1 to 2097 and encodes 698 amino acids. The transcript has a single exon. The record is from RefSeq and is a predicted model, not a curated record.
AUGGUUAGGUCACAUUUAAUAGUAUAUGGAAUAAUCGAAAGUUAUACUUUUUGGUAUCAUCACGGGGAGAGGUUAGGUGAGCCGCAGUCAGAUUCUGAAUUUGUAAACGAUAAUGACAUUGAAAAGGAUGAUGAUGAGGAUGAGGAUGAAAUACCUGAGAUCUUAAGGGAUUUAUACCCCGCUUUCAAUGGAGAUAAUAUGAACACCGGUAGUGAUGAUUUUGUUGAGGAGGAACCAAAUCCUGAAGCAAAACGAUUCUAUAGCCUGUUAAAGGAUUUUGAGCAACCAUUAUACGAAUGUUCAAAAGCUUCUAAACUUUCUGCUAUGGUUAAAUUGCUUCAUAUUAAAAGUAUUGGUCAUUGGAGUAAUGCAUCAUUUACAAUGUUGUUGAAGAUGCUGAAGGAAGAUUUAUUACCUGAUGGAUCAAACUUGCCAGGUUCAUAUUACGAGGCAAAGAAGAUAAUUCGGGACCUUGGUCUUUCUUACAAGAAGAUUGAUGUGUGUAAGAAUAAUUGCAUGUUAUAUUGGAAGGAUGAUAAGUUUCUUGAGUCUUGCAAAGUUUGCGGCGCAUCUAGAUGGAAGGAGGAUAAACGUAACGGGGAAACAAAAUCUAAAUGUGGGAAAAAGAUACCAUGCAAGAUUUUACGUUAUUUUCCUCUAAUGCCCAGACUUCAAAGAUUGUUUAUGUCCUCGAAAACAACUUCUUUGAUGAGAUGGCAUUUUGAUGAAAGAGUUGAUGAUGGAAUAAUGAGGCACCCGGCUGAUUCAGUAGCAUGGAAGACACUUGAUGAACUUCACCCAUCUUUUGCCACCGAGCCUCGUAAUGUUCGACUUGGACUUGCUAGUGAUGGUUUUCAACCAUUUAAAAGUUCCAAAACUCCGUAUAGCAUUUGGCCUGUGGUACUUAUUCCUUAUAAUUUACCACCUUGGUUAUGCAUGAAGCAAGAGAAUUUUAUUUUAUCGAUGCUUAUUCCUUGUCCUGAAAGUCCCGGAGAUGCAAUUGAUGUUUAUCUCCAACCUUUGAUAGAGGAAUUAAAGGAAUUAUUGGAAACUGGAGUUGAGACCUUUGAUGCGUCAACUAGACAGAAUUUUAUGUUACAUGCAGCUUUGUUAUGGACCAUUAAUGACUUUCCAGCAUAUGCAAAUUUGUCGGGAUGGAGUACCAAAGGAAAAUUGGCUUGCCCAUGUUGCAAUAAAGAAACUCUUUCAAUUAGGUUGGAAAAUGGUAAAAAGCAGUGUUAUAUGCGCCAUAGACGCUUUCUUCCUCUUAAUCACAAUUGGCGGAAUGAUAAAGAUUCAUUUGAUGGCACUAAGGAGCGGAAAAAACCACCAAAAAUUCUAUCUGGUAAUGACAUACUUGAUCAAGUGGCUGAUUUAGAUGGGAUAACACUAUCAAAAGAUCCAAAGAAGAAGACCAAAAUAUCACAUGAUAGUAGGGGUGAUAAUUGGAAUAAGAAGAGUAUUUUCUUUGAUCUUCCAUAUUGGAAAACAUUACUGUCGCGACAUAAUUUAGAUGUGAUGCACAUUGAGAAAAAUAUAUGUGAUAAUAUUUUGGGGACAAUCUUAAAUGUGAAUGGAAAAACCAAAGAUACAUUGAAUUCUCGGAUGGAUUUGCAAGCAAUGAACAUAAAGAAAGAAUUGCAUCCGAUAAAAAGAGGGGAUAAAUAUGAGUUACCAACUGCAUGUUACACAUUGUCUCCUGAAGAAAAGCAUAAGUUUUUCACUUUCUUAAAGAAUUUACAGGUCCCAGAUGGAUUUUCAUCAAAUAUUUCUCAAUGUGUCAACCUGAAAGAUCGCAAACUUUUAGGCUUGAAAAGUCAUGAUUGCCAUGUUAUUCUACAACAUUUACUCCCACUUGCGAUACGUGGUAUGCUCUGCAAAUCUGUGCUUGAACCACUUAUUGAGUUGUCUAUAUUUUUCAACAUGCUUGGAGCGAAAUGCUUAAGAGUAGAUGAGCUAGAGCAAAUAGAAGCCCAAAUUCCUAUAACUCUGUGCAAGUUAAAAAAGGUCUUCAUUCCUGCAUUUUUUGAUAUCAUGGUCCACUUGCCAAUUCAUUUAGCAAAUGAAGCUAAGAUUGCGGGACCUAUUCAAUAUUGA